Molecule: messenger RNA, 487 nt
Organism: Misgurnus anguillicaudatus (oriental weatherfish)
Lineage: Eukaryota; Metazoa; Chordata; Actinopteri; Cypriniformes; Cobitidae
Gene: nop10
Product: NOP10 ribonucleoprotein homolog (yeast)
Biological process (GO): snRNA pseudouridine synthesis; rRNA pseudouridine synthesis; ribosome biogenesis
Cellular component (GO): box H/ACA snoRNP complex
Molecular function (GO): telomerase RNA binding; snoRNA binding
Source: RefSeq, a predicted model, not a curated record
GGCAGUCGUUCUUAAAAUCUAAGCGUCGAAAGACUCAAUUUCCCAUAAUCCCCUGCGCCACGCCCGCACAUCCGGUUAGCAGUGCGUUCAGCUGUACACGUGUGAUCAGAAAGCGAGAUCAUGUUCCUGCAGUAUUUUUUGGAUGAGAACGGUGACAGAGUUUAUACUCUGAAGAAAGUGGAUCCGUCCGGUCAGCCCACGAGUUCGGCUCAUCCGGCCCGAUUUUCUCCUGAUGACAAAUUCUCCAGACACCGCGUGACCAUAAAGAAACGCUUCGGGCUUCUGUUGACACAACAACCGCGACCCGUCCUCUAAACACAGCUGACCAUCAAUGGACCUUUAUUAAUCAUUAACAUUAAUAAUGUUUACUUAUUCAUCUAUCAUUUAUGGUAUUAUUUCUAUUUGUAGAUUUGUCAACAAGAAUGUUUUUGUUAUGAUUGUUAACACGAACCUUCAUAUGAAAUAAAAUGUUGUUUUUGGAUUUUAA